AUGUUUGAUGACAAGAUGUGGGAGGAGUUUAUUUGCAUUUGGGGCCUAGUCGUCCUUUCAGCGAGUGUUGCAAAGUACGAGAAGCAUCUUUGUGUUUUGAAGCGUGAUUUUGAAAUGGUUCCUGCAGCACUUGAGUACGUCGAGAAAAAUUGGUUGGUACCCUACAAAGAGAGGUUUGUAAGAGCUUGGACGAACAAAGUCAUGCAUUUUGGGAACCUAACAAGUAACAGGGCGAAGAGUUCACAUUUGAAGCUAAAAAAUCAUCUUGAAAACUCACAAUGCAAUUUUGAUACUAUAUGGGAGAAGAUUCACAGAUUGAUGUUGUUACAAGUUACUGAAGUCAAAGCUUCUUUUGAGAAGAGCCUUAGUUGUGUGCAACAUGAUUUUAGAACAACUCUAUUUGAUAGGCUAAGGGGAGCAGUUUCGUCGAAUGCCAUGAGACUUGUUUUAGCAGCGUCCCAUCAAGUCGAAUGGUUUGUGGAAUCGGAGCAUGAGUGUGAGUGUUCUUUGAGGCACACCCAUGGUUUACCUUGUGCUCAUGAGAUUGCUCCUUACAAGGUGGCAAAUAUCCCCCUACCGAUUGAGUUAAUCCACGACCAUUGGAAGAGGCUUUCUUUUAUUGCACCCCGGAAUGAGGGUUCGAUGGAGGAGACACUUUUGGCUCACUUUGAUUGUUUUUACAAUAAGUUCUUGAAUGAAGAUCAAUAUGAUGCGAAGGUAAAUUAUGUUAAGAAGAUGCAAGAGCUUGCUCAUUCGAAAAGUAAUACACUCGUUGAACCCAAAGUGAAUGCACAACCACGCGGUCGGAAGUCAACGAAAGAAAGAAAUGUAGCCAAAGAACAAAAUUCGAUGCGUAGGGAUCCCUUGGAGUUUGAGCACGUUCUAGCCUCCUUUCAAACCCCUAAGGCCAUCAAAGAGAAACCGUGGUGCAAUUUGAAAGGGAAAACAAAAGUUCCAGCACAAUUUUGGAUAUGCCCCUUCAUCAAUCAGUUCUCGAAAGCAAUAAGACCUUACAUAGAAUAG
This is a messenger RNA of Rhododendron vialii, 1023 nucleotides long. RefSeq lists its product as uncharacterized. The transcript is spliced from 2 exons. The record is from RefSeq and is a predicted model, not a curated record. NCBI's taxonomy places the organism in Eukaryota, Viridiplantae, Streptophyta, Magnoliopsida, Ericales, Ericaceae. Bases 1 to 1023 code for a protein of 340 amino acids.